Messenger RNA from Ctenocephalides felis (cat flea), 2169 nucleotides. Its product is annotated as Bardet-Biedl syndrome 7 protein homolog. The record is from RefSeq and is a predicted model, not a curated record. Gene Ontology annotation, molecular function: protein binding. The coding region runs from base 1 to 2169 and encodes 722 amino acids. Lineage: Eukaryota; Metazoa; Arthropoda; Insecta; Siphonaptera; Pulicidae. Gene Ontology annotation, cellular component: ciliary basal body; membrane; neuron projection. The transcript is spliced from 15 exons. Gene Ontology annotation, biological process: intracellular transport; intracellular protein localization; cilium assembly.
AUGGAGUUAUUUCGAGUGGAUUAUGCUCUGGUGGGUAUGACCCAUCCGCACACCAUGAUGUUGUUGCCACCAGCAAACGCCCAAAUUAAUGAAAAGCAAAAAAUUGCAGUCGGAGGGCAAGAUGGGGUCUUGCAAGUGUUUGGAUUAAAUAAUGAUGAUAUCGAGGUAACAUUUAAAACCAUUCCUGGUCCUGAAGUUACUUCUAUGCAAUUAGGAGGAGCGCUUGGUACUCCAGCUGAUAAAAUUUUUAUAGCAUCAGGCAAUGAGGUCAGAGCUUUCACAAAACGCGGAAAACAGUUUCUUGGCUUUGAUACUAACCUUACAGAACCUAUAAGAUCUAUGUUUGUUAGUGGUAGCGAUCUUCUUGUAUGUGGAAAUCAUAUAAUGGGUCAUUUCAAGGAUUGUAAAGAUGCUGGAACUUACCUGUGCGGCGACUCCAUAGUGGAUGUGGUUGCUGUACGUCCAGACCUGAACUCGCCCCGUUUAACAGUUGUACUGGCAUGUUCUGGAAGAGCUCUACGGGUUUUAGAACAUUGUCGUGUCUUGUCGACAUUAGAAACUCCAGCUGUACCUACAUGUCUCCAAGUUGUUCCUAAUUCAUCAGCUGUUCUAUGUGGUAUGACUGAUGGAACAAUCUCGUGGUUGUCUUUAGAUGGGCGAGCUGCCUUAAGUCCAUUUGUCGAAACUACUGGUGCAUCAGUCACCUGCCUAGAUGCCAACUUAGAUCCUGAUGGAGGCGGAAACAGCACAUGGAAAUUGUUAGUCGCCAGAUUGGAUGGCACUAUUCAAAUAUAUAAUGUCAGCUCAACGGGAUCUUAUGACGACCAGCCUGAUUUAGCAUACUAUGCGAAUGUUAACGAAGGAGUUUCGUCCCUAAGAGGUGGUAUUGUAGGAAAUUAUGGAAAAUCUGAACUGAUAGCCUGCACAUUUUCUGGUAGAAUAAUUGGACUUACGACCACGCCACCCACAAGUACUAUUGGAACUAGCAGCGAUAUCAGUGGACUCAAUGCAAAUGACAAACGAGCUGAAAAAUUAAAGGCAGAAAUAGCAGAGUUAGAACAGAAGGUAUCGCGUGAAAGAUCUCGCUACCAAGCAUCAACUCAAUCUAAUUCCCUAGGAACUUCAUCAAUACCAGCUUUAGAAUUACGGGAUAUGUUAGUGCUAUCCCGAGAAGACGCAUCUUACUCAUUAAGUUUAGAAGCUCCUACAGCUUUGGAUUUUGUUCUGGUCCAAAGUGAUGUUCCUAUAGAUUUACUUGAUUCGCCGGAUACUACUGCUGUUGUAAGCAAGAGCGAAUGCGAACCUGGGAGUGGAAACUUUCUAUUGGCUACUUAUAGAUGCCAACUAAAUACGACUCGUUUAGAAAUAAGGUUUCGCACAAUGGAAGGUCAGCAUGGGUAUCUAACAGUUCAUGUUACACCAUUAUUACAACCGAAGUGUUGUCAAAUAAGAAAAUAUCUCAUAAGGCCAUUAAGUUUACAUACUAGGACUCACAUUCCACCAGACGAUGACAGGCCAUACAAUCGUUUGCAUCUCCGCGGUCCGUUCAGUUUAGCAGAAAUGCAUUCCUGGCUAACUUAUUGCAUUCCGGAGGUACCAGAGAGGCCAGAAACUCGCGGUGCUGGUGAUGAUAGGGCCAGAUAUACGUUUAUUUCGACACUUACAGGAACUGUUAUAGAUUGCGAAUAUGGGAGAGGAGAGGCUGAAAUUAAAUCAGAUAAUAUUUCGACAAUAGCUGUACUCAAAGAUAUUCUUACUAAAGAAGCAACCAAAAAAAAUAUUAGGCUUGAUAUAGCUUGUACAAUCAAUGAUGAUAGUAUACCUCAUACUCUAAAAUUAAUGGAUGAAAUAUUGCAUUCUCAGUUAGAAUUAGUACGAAAUAUUGCAUUAUUGGAUGCACUGGAUGAAUUAGAUAUUCGUAAUGAGGAUGAUGUACUUGCUUUAUCAGAGGAAUUUAGAGAUGUUUUAGAAAGGGAGAGUGAAAUUCGAGAACAAGCUAAACGAAAGCCUGCCAUUUUGGAUCGUUUGUAUGGUAUCAUAACCGAUUUGUAUGUGGACCAGCAUAAGUUUAAAGGAGUCACAGUUAAAAAUAGUAUAUCAUCAUUAACAAAAAUCUUGGAUAAAUAUGAUUUGAAAACACUGAUUGACUUUUUUGAGGCACAAAACUAA